CUCACCUGAGGACAACAAGCGAGCAGGCGAACAAAUAAACAAGCAAACAAACAAACAAACAAACGAUCAGUGGCCAGCGCGCGGGGAUGCUUCGCGCGGGAGAAACGCGCGCGCGCGCUUCGCGAUAAGUGCUCGGUCGAUAAUUAAGUCGUAAUUACGUAAGUAGCGUUCAAGGUUGGCGUGUCUGCUGCGCUGCGCUAAAUUUAGCAGAACGAGCCGGAGGAGGACGCGCUCGUGUUUUCGUCCACAGAGGGAGUUUCUACAUUUUCUCCCCAGCGCACCUUGGAUUUCAGUCGUCACCACAAAGCAAGUGUGGAGCCGAGGACGACGUCAAACCAAUUCCAGACAGACCGAAGUCAGGGAGAGAGAUGACCCUCGUUUUGUCCAUGAAUCCUUUCCUGGACCAAGAAGGAGACCCACCACUUUCCGCAUAUCAGCCCAUAUGGGAAUCGGAGCGUUGCAGUAAGACCUGCCUGUCAAACCCGGCCCCGCCAUGCAGCUCUGACGAGCAAUUUACUCAAGAACCCCCCUGUAGGCGAGUCCCUGAUCAUGUUUCAGUGUCAAGGAUUGCAUACUUCAAGAGGAAGUUUGUUGAUGAUGAUGACGAGCCGUCCUUCAGUUUCAGGACAUACUGCCAGACUGUGGCACCGGUCCUGGAGGAGCGUGCCCACGUGCUGCGUCUCUCCUUGGAGAAGAUGAGAUUCAUUGACGACCCUGAGGCCUUCCUCCGUCGCUCCGUUCUCGUUAACAACCUUCUUCGCCGUCUGCGAGCUGAGAUCCUGCUCCAGAGCACUGACUGGUGCUUCCCCCCAAACCCAGCAUUUGCAACUGGCCAUUGCGUCCUUCCUCCCGGCACUAACCCAGCUAACCAAGCAAUCCACGGAGCAGUACCCACCCGGAUUUGCCUAGCACCCCAAGCCGGACCACCCUUCCGUAAGCGCUUCCGAAUGGUCCGUGGAGGACACGGUAAUCUUCGCCCUGACUGUGCCCAGACAUGCUGCUGCAUCUAUGCAGCGGCAGCCACUGCAGGACACUACCUCCACCUCCCCUUCUCCAUGUAUGAUGCCGCACUCUCUACCUGCCCGACCACACCACACUCCUCCUCAUUUUUUCAGCUAGCUAGCCAUAGUAAGUUAGGGCUAACAGUUGCUGUGGAAGAGCAUGAUGAUGAGGAUGAAGAUGUUGAAGAGGAGGAGGAAAAUGAAGAAGAAGAAGAAGAAGAAAGGGAAGAGGAGGAGGAAGAAGAAGAAGAAGAUGAUGAUGAAAGAAGACCAGGGCCCUCUGUUGAUGUUGUCAAAGACAAAUCAAGUCAGAAAAGGACCAGGACUUUGCUUGGUCAUGCACACACAAGGACAGAGGAAGACACCUGCAUGACAGAUAGAGUGGAAGAUGAGGAGGAGGGAGAGCAGGAGGAGGAAGAGGACGAGGAAGAGGAGGAGGAGGAAGAAGAGGAGCAGGUCAUGCGACCAUGUCAGUGGGUCUCUGAAAGAGAGCUCCACAAGGUUAGCUUCUGGCACCGCAGGGCUCACAGACAAUGACUGGACUUUCUGAGAUUCAACUCACAUUCUACAUUUGUUAAAAUGAAGAUGUAAUUAUGACGACAACUGUCAUUAGUUGAAGAUUACGCAACUGAUGAAGGUGCGAGUUACAUACCUUAUUGAAAUGCCAAGUCAACUUCAUUGUAAAGGUCUCAUAUACACACAGACAAGCUCAAUUCAACUAUAUUGCUAGUGUUAUGGUCAGAUGAAAAGUUAAAAAUAUUUGGCCUAUCUUAGCACUGGAAACAUUUCUCUAGCAAGUACAAAGGCUAAGGUCACAUAGGUGGGACCUGACAUCCUAAAGGUGAAGUGAAGCUUGCUAUUGCACUGUCUACAAGACCAUUUUCAAGCCCCACAGCACAACACUUCAAGUCUCAAAUGGGGCUUUAUAUUGGUGCAACGGUCAUUUCAGGACCCUAAACAAGCCUAUCAAAAGAAGGGAUAUGGAUAGUGUGUGUGCUUCUGUACGUGUGUGUUUGCAAGAUAUGAUGUAGCAUUUUUAAACUUGAGUUUAAGCUAUUCUUUUCAUUAUGAAACACGGGUUACACCUGAGUAUGUGUGCCUGUUGAUUUUGAUGCUGUCUCAGGCAAUGGCAAGUGACUGUGCUGCGGCGCGGGCACAAAGUGUGUUCUUCAAAUUAUUUUACGAGACAACAAUCAUAAACAUUGUUUGGAAAUGUUAAACCACAAUUUCAAGUGCCUUAGUGUUUUUAUAGAUACAUGUGUAUUGUGUUAAUGUAAUUGUUCUUGUUACUAAGUAGCUUUCUUGCAUUCCAAAUGUGUUUGACUAAAACCGGGCAUGUAGUUAAAUGCAGGGAUUCUUUCAAAUGUUGUUCAAAGGUUAAAGUUUUAAAUCUGACUAAAUUUCCUCACCCAAAAUGUGUUCUGUUUGUUUUAAAUACAAAAUGCAUGUUUUCUAACACUGCCUGUCUUGACAAUGCACAAAUGUAAAGCCAACCUUCAAGGUCAGUUGCCAAAACCUUGAAAAGAUACUUUUGUUCAAAACCUCAUUCACGUUUGUUUUUAUGCAGAAAAGGCUUGUUAUGGUUCGGUCGAUGAGCAUUUACUAAAACAAUUUGAAUCCAAAAACAUCAGACAGGGUUUGAUUUCAAAGAUUUAAACGUGCUAUAUGUAAGUUUUCUCUUGCUGGGAGUGAGUGGUUGUCUUCGAAGAGCUUCAGCGAUUUUUUACUUUUCAAAGAGAUUAUACGACCUCAGAGCAGCACUGCUUCUUGAGGGCAGACUGACCACUACAGUGGCUUGCUAUUGGAAAGAGACGAGCCAAGCUAAAUUGUUAGCAUUCUAACUUUGGUAGAAUUAAAGAAGUGAUAGAAAUAGAAGCAGAACAAGAGUUAGCAUUGACAUUGCUCUCUUCCCCUGGAGGCUCUUUGUUAGUUAAAAGAACAAAGUUUGAGGCUGACCUCCCAAAUGUUUCUUCUAGAAUAUUAAGUAAACAGCUGUUAAGGCUAAUGUUGGCUAUGUAGCGGUAGCAAAGACUUACAUAUAGCUCAUUUAAAUAAGAACAUAUAAUUAGAUACUGUAAAUAAAAUGUCACCUCUGUUGGUUUUGCUUUUCCCACCCAAUCAUUUAUUUAAGAGAUUCAGACAAACAAAUAUUUCAUCAUCAAGCAAGAAACACUCUACUCUCGAUCAAUGCAAACAUUUAUCAAUAGCUAGCGGCUAGAGAUCUACCUAAUGUUGUCUUACAAUAGUAAGCAUCAUAUAUAUCACCCAAAGCCUGGUUGCACAGGUAGCUGAUUUCAAAAAUUGCUGCAUUCAGCAACUUCAUUCAGCAACAAGUCAUUGACUUUUUGGAAAAUAUGCUUAAUUCCUUUCUUGCCAAGCGUUAGAUGACCCCUUUUAUAUCUGUACAUGACUAAUUAUGAAGCCAAUGUCUAGAGAUGAUUAACAAAGCUUAGCAUGGAGACUUAGCUUAGCAUGAAGAUAAUAAAAUAUUAGGUCAGGUAACACUCCUGUUGUUGUGCAAGUUAGGUAAACAACAAAGAACAUGCUCACUAGCGAGUUUUAGAGGUGUCUAUGUAAGGGGAUUGUUUAAGCAGGCUGGCUGUUCCAUCAUGUUUACAGUUUUUAUGCUAAGCUAAGGCUAGGUCUCCUCCCUCCAGCUUCAUAUUUACGGAUAUUGAUCUGGCAAGUGAGCAAAUUAACAUAUUUCCUAAAAUGCUGAACUUGAUUAAAAGAAUAAGCAAUCACAUGUCUGCAUUAGUGAGACGUUCUGAUUAGUGGUUUCUUGUUUGAUGGCCUCCCUCUUGUUUGGCACUUCUGAAGAUUAGGGUCCUCACACUGAUGACAAACCAAAGUAGUUAAAAAUGGAGAAAUAUAUCAGUCAGAAGUGAUGUUUUUUUUAUUUAUUCAUUUUUACUUUACUUUUUGUGAUGUCUCUUAAGACAAAAGUAAUGUGGAUGGUCUCAGUUGAUUUACAUGGUGGAUCGUCUCUUUUUUUUCAAUACUGACAUCCCUACAAGCAUCAGUGACACUAGAACAGGACGAGUAUGAGUAUCAGCCUAUUUAAUUUUAACUCUCUAAAACCUGUGAUUAUCUGUUUCUUUUUUUUUUUUUUUUUUGAUAAAAGGAUUUGACAAAGCAAUAUCUGUUUCUGAGACAAGAAUGUGUAAAACUGCAUUGUCUGUUAUUAAAAACAACAAAAGAGCAAGUUCUGCUCGGAUAAUUUUAUGUGAUGUUCUGUGACAAGUGUAAA
Molecule: messenger RNA, 4251 nt
Organism: Paralichthys olivaceus (Japanese flounder)
Lineage: Eukaryota; Metazoa; Chordata; Actinopteri; Pleuronectiformes; Paralichthyidae
Gene: sertad4
Product: SERTA domain containing 4
Cellular component (GO): nucleus
Source: RefSeq, a predicted model, not a curated record